Molecule: messenger RNA, 2606 nt
Organism: Malus domestica (apple)
Lineage: Eukaryota; Viridiplantae; Streptophyta; Magnoliopsida; Rosales; Rosaceae
Product: rhamnogalacturonan I rhamnosyltransferase 1
Cellular component (GO): cytoplasm
Source: RefSeq, a predicted model, not a curated record
GUUACAAAAUCCACUUCCCUACCAACAACAAUCUAAAAAAAUAAUCAAAAAACAAGGGUGACUUGUAUUUGAUUUCAUCUUUGUCCUUUCUUACCAAGUAUUUCUGGGGUUUUUUUUUUUUUUUUUCAGAAAGAUUGUAAUCUCAGUCUUUGGUGUUCUUCUUUGGCUCGGCCUGCUAUAGAUGCGUUCUCUCCAGCCUUGAUUCAGCCCUUUUUUUUCUGUUUCUGUUUCUCAUUGAAACUUCUACGACUCUCUUUCCAGCCACCACAUUCUUCAACUUUCCCGGCGCUCGCCGGAUUCUUGGCCGGAAUCACACCGGAAAAUCAAAGAGCAACGCAAACUUUUCAACAAUGGCGGAAGCUUCAUAGCCGUACGAGGGGGAAAGGGUUUUUUGGGGUGGUUCCAGGGAAAAUCUGGGUGUUGUGUUUUGAUUAUUUUAGUGCCGGACUUCACCAGAACCAAGAAAGAUUUAAUCUUUUUUAAUUCUUUCGAGGUGGUUUCGGAUAUGUCAAUAACUACUCGAGCAUCCAUUGACUUUCAUCUGUGAAAUAUUUUAUGUUGAAUUGCAACAAGUUUGGUGCUUGAACGGUUGAAUGGUUGACUAGUUGAAUGGUUGAAUGGUUAAAUGAUCAGUGGAAAAAUUGAAUGAGUUUUUUAGAUCCUUAAAAUGUGCAAAGCUGAGGCCUUUGAGAAGUUUAAUUACGGAGAAGCAAUGAAGGUGGGAUUUAAGUUGAUAAGGAGAGUUGAAAGGUUGAAGAGCUCAGUGUUGAAGAACUCAUGGCUGCUGAUCAUCCGGGCGAUCGUUACAGCGUUGGUGUGGGCGUCGGCGGUGCAGCUGGUUGGGAUUUGGCUGAUUAGGGGGCCUAGUUUGUUCAAUGUUUGGCGUCCUUGCACUCAGUUGGAGUUGCCUGUUCAUGCCGUUGAAUUGGCUAACAAGCUUCCAAUGCCAAUUGUUCUCCCACCAAAGAGGGUCUACAAAAACAAUGGCUAUCUCAUGGUUUCUUGCAAUGGAGGAUUGAAUCAAAUGCGAGCGGCAAUCUGUGAUAUGGUUGCAGUUGCCAGAUACUUGAAUGUCACACUUAUAGUUCCCGAGCUAGAUAAAAACUCCUUUUGGGCUGCAAGUGAGUUUCAGGACAUUUUUGAUGUUGAUCAUUUCAUUACAUCUUUGAGAGAUGAGGUUCGAAUAUUAAGGAAAUUGCCACCGAAGCUCAGGAAAAGAACUGUAUACUCAAUGCCACCGGUUAGUUGGUCUAACAUGUCCUACUACCUUCAUCAGAUCCUGCCUCUGGUGCAGAAGUAUAAAGUAGUACAUUUGAAUAAAACUGAUGCUCGAGUAGCUAACAAUGGGCUACCUCUUGAGUUCCAGAAGCUGCGCUGCCGGGUUAAUUUCCAUGCUCUGAGAUUCACUUCCCAGAUUGAGGAAAUCGGUAGAAAGCUUCUCAGGAUUUUGAGAGAAAAGGGCCCUUUUCUGGCUCUUCAUCUCCGAUACGAAAUGGAUAUGUUGGCAUUCUCUGGCUGCAGUCAUGGUUGCAGCAAUGAUGAGGAAGAAGAACUCACCAAAAUGCGAUAUGCUAACCCCUUGUGGAAGAUCAAAGACAUAAAUUCGGAAACGAAAAGGCUAGAAGGCUUGUGCCCCCUAACACCAGAGGAAACUGCUCUGGUGUUGGUUGCACUUGGAAUUGAUCACAACGUCCAGAUUUAUAUCGCCUCUGGAGAAAUGUAUGGCGGAAACAGAAGGAUGCAAGGUUUAAAAGCUGCUUUUCCGAAUUUGGUCAGAAAAGAGACGCUGCUGGAGCCUUCGGAUUUGAGGUUUUUCCUGAACCACUCUUCCCAAAUGGCAGCGUUGGACUAUCUAGUCUCCUUAGAGAGUGAUAUAUUUAUUCCUACGUACGAUGGAAACAUGGCUAAAGUUGUUGAAGGCCAACGCAGAUUCUUGGGUUUCAAAAAGACAGUUUUAUUAGACAGAAGGCUACUGAUUGGAUUAAUAGAACAAUUCAGCACUGGCUCAUUGAGCUGGGAUGAGUUCUCUUACAUUGUGAAGGAAGCUCACGCCAAUCGGAUGGGGAGCCCGAAGAAGCGAGUUUCGAUCCCAGAUAAACCAAAGGAGGAAGAUUACUUCUACUCAAAUCCACAUGAAUGUUUGCAGCUGUUAGAUGAACCCUUCAGAACCAAAGGAUCUUAGCAUGACAAAGAGAUUGGUUUUUUCCCCUUCAAAAUUAUCUGCAUUUUGUACCAUUGAGAAUUUUUCACAGGCAGUAGUUUAAUGUACAUAGAAUUGGGUUGGGGGGGUUUGAUCUUGGAGCCACUGCUUCGGGGGAAAGAUUUAGGACGUCACGCUGCGUUCUAGAGGUGCAUGUAAGUCUCUCCCUCGGCUUCGGAUGCUCUUGAUCAAAAAGCAUUUGGAAAAAUUUGUAAGAGUUUUCAUUAAUAAAUCAGGUUUUAUGGAGAGAAUACCAGAUAAGAUCAUUGUAAUUAAAUAAGGGGCAAUGUAGUUCACUUUCCUCAAAAUCUCUCAUGUACUUGUGUAAGCAUCAUUUUUUGCAACAAGAUAUUGGUGAACUAAUCCAUGGUCAUAUCAUCUGAAUGGAAUUGAGAUCUUCUGUGAA